Molecule: messenger RNA, 6162 nt
Organism: Eupeodes corollae
Lineage: Eukaryota; Metazoa; Arthropoda; Insecta; Diptera; Syrphidae
Gene: wts
Product: serine/threonine-protein kinase Warts
Exons: 8
Coding region: 1730-5062 (1110 amino acids)
Biological process (GO): positive regulation of apoptotic process; regulation of organ growth; hippo signaling
Molecular function (GO): ATP binding; protein serine/threonine kinase activity
Source: RefSeq, a predicted model, not a curated record
UUCAACAUGGCUGACAUUUGUUCGUAUUCGUAGCUUGCCAACUUUACGUUCGUGCAUUUCUUUGUUAUUAUUUCACCAAUUCGUCUUUAGUUUAAAGCUUCAAUUUGUUAUCAUAACAUUGUUUAUUAUUUGAAUAUUACAAUUAAACAAUUACGAAUACUCCAAGUGACCGGAAUAAGUGCGAAAAUCAAGUUCAAACUCAGACCCAUCUCAUCUCAUUCAUCGUCGCGAUUCUCUUUCAAUAUUGACACGGUGCGCAGACCAGAAAAUCCAAGAAAAAGAACUUCCAAAGAAGAAUUCAAUUUUGUAGUUUUUCUAGCCUUUGGAAUUAAUUAAACGAUUUAAAUUAUAAAUAAAUGUGCUCCAAAUGUGAACGAGAACAGUUUGCGUUUAAAUUGAUUUCGAUUUUCAGGAAGAAAUUUGACUUUCGGGCGACGGCAACAACGACGAAGACGACGACAACGGCGACAGCCCCCAAAGGAAUUCAUACAAUUUGCAAUUAUUGAGAUUCCAUUCGAUUUUUUGUCUUUCUUUCGAUUCUUCUUACAUUUUCCUCCGUUUUGUGGGUUUUAUUUGGAGGAAAAUUUACAAAAUAAGGAAAAUCCAUUCGCCCCCCUCCGUGGUUCAAUGAAACAUACAAAAUAUCCGCGAAUAAAAGUGCGUAAGAGUGAAAAAUAAAAUCAAAGGAAAAUAAUAUUUUGAAAAGAAAAUAAAAGAAUUUGCUCGUUGACCAUUUAGUGCGAGAAUAUUGAAUGUGUAGCCUCAGUGUUUCUUAUUAAAAAUAGAAAAAUAAAAUAGAACGAUAGAAGCCAAAAUUCUAAAAUUGUUGUUGGCUAAGUUUGUGGAUUUAUUUAGUGAUUAUUUCCUAUUCCUACAACAAAACUGAAAUUUGCUCUUGAAAAUCAUUCAUAUGCAUCUGCAAAGUGCAACAGAGAUUCUACAACCACGGCCUAGUCGAGCUCGAGCUUGAGCAGCUGCUUCGUAUUCGGAUUUAUUUUGUUCACUAUCGACGCGAACGCCUAGGCCGAGUCCGAGGCCGACAGCUACAGCUACAACUAAAGCGACAGGGGCAGUUGCAGUUGGUGCAUUUCCCUGCCCUAUCGUCCUCGCCACACAAAUUGGAUUAGAUCGAUGGGGUGAUCGUGUCUUGUGUGUGACUCUUUGAUUUGUUUAAUUGGAAUAUUUCACAUAAGGGAUCGUUUAUUCCGGCAAUCCCAGCAUUCUGACAAUCUGGACAGCAAAAUUCAUGAUUAAACAUUUGCGAGCAUCGAUCAGGACAGUUCUUAAGUGUCGGAAGCAUAAUUUCAUCUGAAUAUCAAUGAGAUUCAAAAAAUAAACAUAUUAAUCUACUGCAACUGCUUUUAUAUUAAAAACGGUCGCGUGUAUAAUUUUUAUUUCUAAAACAUUAAUCUAACAAUAACAAUAACAAAGUGCCUUUGAAAACAAAAACAACAAAAUAAAAAUAAAAACAAAAAUGUGUGAUACUAUCUGCAAAUUAAUGGAAUUUAUAUUUUAAACAAACAAAAUUUGAAGAAGAAACAAAAAUAAAAGUCUAAUUUAUUAAACAUAGGAUAUAGGUUUGAAAUAAUAAUAAUAAUAUUUAAUUAUACUCAUUUAUGGAUAUUUAUAGAAGAGAAAAAUAGGUUAACUAACGCGUUAGUAGUUAAAAUAAAUUAAUUAAUAAACAUUUUGUGAAUAUGUGAUAUGAUUAGGAGGGAGUGUCACAAGAAUGCAUCCAGCGGGCGGAAGAACGGGUCGCCCCGAAAAGUACACAGAAGAGGCGCUGUUGAGUAUUAAACAAGAUUUGACUCGUUUUCAAGUACAAAAGGAUAAUGCAGCGCAGACUGUUGCUGCUCUCCGGUACAAGGCGGCCAAUGGCCGACCUGAUCUACCCGAGUACCAUCCCAAACCUCCAAUGGAGCCGCCACCACCACAACAACCCACAUCACAGGGGAACGGUCAUAUGCCGAAGGUGAUGUCGAUGCUGGCGCCAAAACUUAAUCGCAAACCAAGUAUCGAACGUGAAUUACCUCUGCCAUAUCAUCGCUGUAGUCCAGCACUGGAUUCUGGUGCAGGCAGUUCUCGUUCGGAUAGUCCACAUUCGCACUCUCAGCAAGUGACAUGUGCAAGUCGCGCCAGCACCGGCCAAUACAGUCCAUCGCCAUCAAGUUUCAGUGAUGUGGGCCCACCACCGCCAGCGCCGCCACCACGAAACUCCUCAACAUCGUCAACACCCCCGCCACCCGCCCAGUUCUAUAAACGAAGAUCACCGGCAACUGCCCGGCCAGUGGCAUUGUCAGCUCCAAAUCCUACACGGGGUACAUCACCCGUAUCGGUUACAGUGUCGGCCAAUUCGGUAGCAGCGGCAAAUCUUCGUCAAGCACCUGUGAUCGCUCAAAAUGGUUCGAAAGCUCAACAGCAACUUACGCAUCAAAUGAAAGCCCUAACCCUCUACCAAAGCGGUGGAAAUUCUGGUGAACCACCACCACCGUAUCCCAUAAGUACAGGCCAAGGGUCAGCGCCACCACCCAGCUACACAGCCUCAAUGCAAAGUCGACAGAGUCCGACGCAAUCACAAUCCGACUAUCGGAAAUCACCCAGCAGCGGAAUCUAUUCGGCAACAUCAGCUGGCUCACCAUCACCAAUCACCGUUACAAACAGUGCAAUUCACCCCCUACAAGCAUCCUCGCUGGCGAGACCACAGCCAUGGGGAGCUUACCAAACGCGCACCCAGCCUCCAAUCAUAAUGCAAUCGGUUAAAUCCACGCAGGUUCAAAAACCAGUCCUUCAAACUGCCGUGGCACCACAAUCGCCUGUCUCACCAUCGGGUUGCAACUCACCUGUGCACAUUCUUGCAGCGCCACCAUCGUAUGCGCCAACAAUUCAAGCUAAAGUUGCCCAACAACAGCAACAGGUGGCUUCGCCUAUGAUUGCUGGAACAACCACGAUAUCGCCGAAACCAUCUGUUUCUGCCCCAAAUGCUCAAAUCCCAUCAACGCCACCACCUCUCAUUGUAGGUGGGCUUAAAGAACCUCCGUCUUAUGCUACUAGUAUGCAAGCCAAGGCUGCUCAACACCAUCAAGUUCAGCAGCAAAAGCAUCAACAGCAACAACAGCAACAGCAGCACCAACAGCAACAACAGCAGCAGCAACAACAACAACAACAACAGCAACAACUUCAGCAACAACAACUUCAGCAACAACAGCAGCAACAACAACAACAGCAGCAGCAGCAGCAGCAACAACAACAACAGCAAAAGCAAGUUCCGGUUAGUAGCAGGCAACUUCCUCCUCCUCCGCCAUACCAUGCGAACAGCAAUAAUAACAACAACAAUAGAAAUAACAACAAUCUAGAUAGUAAGCCAAAUAGUAGCAACAAUAACAAUAGCAACAACAACAACACCACAACUCUACAUCCUUCGAAUAGUAAUAAUAAUUUAUUAAACAUCAACUCCACAACAACUCCACCACCAAUCCCGCCAUCGAAAAACAACGGCACCGCCUCCAGCAGUGCUCCCAUGAUCAGCCAAGUUGCCAACAGCAACAACAACAACAUUAACAAUGCCAACAAUCCAUCAAGCAAAAGUGAUAAUUGCCGAAAGAUCAAACACCAGUCACCAAUUCCUGAGCGUAAAAAAGUCUCCAAGGAAAAGGAGGAGGAACGUAAAGAAUUUCGAAUACGGCACUAUUCGCCGCAAGCCUUUAAAUUCUUUAUGGAACAGCACAUUGAGAACGUGCUAAAGUCAUACAAACAGCGAACCUAUCGCAAAAAUCAACUAGAAAAGGAAAUGCUCAAGAUCGGUCUGUCAGCGCAGACCCAAGUUGAAAUGCGUAAAAUGCUAAACCAGAAGGAGAGCAACUACAUCCGACUGAAGCGAGCGAAAAUGGAUAAGUCAAUGUUUGUGCAAAUUAAACACAUCGGGGUGGGUGCAUUUGGAGAGGUGACAUUGGUGAGGAAAAUCGAUACAACAAAUCAUUUGUAUGCGAUGAAAACUUUGCGUAAAGCCGAUGUUUUGAAGAGGAACCAAGUGGCGCACGUGAAGGCCGAGAGGGAUAUUUUGGCCGAGGCGGAUAAUAAUUGGGUUGUUAAGCUGUACUAUAGCUUUCAGGAUAAAGAGAAUUUAUACUUUGUAAUGGAUUAUAUUCCCGGUGGGGAUCUGAUGUCGUUACUUAUUAAAAAAGGAGUUUUUGAAGAACCUCUGGCUAGGUUCUACAUAGCUGAACUAACAUGUGCCGUUGAAAGUGUCCAUAAAAUGGGUUUCAUUCAUAGGGACAUUAAACCAGAUAAUAUUCUGAUCGACAGAGAUGGUCAUAUUAAAUUAACCGAUUUUGGGUUAUGUACGGGCUUUAGGUGGACUCAUAAUUCAAAAUAUUACCAAGAAAAUGGUAAUCACUCACGGCAAGACUCAAUGGAACCAUGGGAAGAUAUGAUGGAAAAUGGUACCCGACCAACUGUGCUGGAAAGGAGACGAAUGCGGGAUCAUCAACGUGUUCUAGCCCAUUCAUUAGUUGGUACACCAAAUUACAUUGCACCUGAAGUACUCGAGCGCAGUGGUUAUACGCAACUAUGUGAUUGGUGGAGCGUCGGUGUUAUUCUCUAUGAGAUGUUAGUCGGCCAACCCCCAUUCUUAGCAAAUACACCAGUUGAGACACAACAAAAGGUUAUAAACUGGGAAAAAACUUUACACAUCCCACCACAGGCAAAGUUAAGCCGCGAAGGUAGCGAUCUAAUAUGCCGAUUGUGUUCAUCAGCCGACAAACGGCUGGGCAAGAAGGCUGACGAAGUGAAGGCACACGACUUCUUCAAAGGUGUCGAUUUUGCAGACAUGCGCAAACAAAUAGCCCCAUAUAUUCCAAAGAUUGAGCACCCCACGGAUACGUCCAACUUUGAUCCUAUUGACCCGGAUAAACUGCGCUCAGCUAAUGAGUCAAAUUUGAGUAUGGAUGAUUUGGACGAUACGGGUAAGCCGUAUCAUGGAUUCUUUGAAUUCACAUUUAGGAGAUUUUUCGAUGAUAAGCUCAAUCCGGACAUGAUGGACGAUCAAGCACCGGUAUAUGUAUAAAAGUGAGAGAAAAAAGUAACAACAAAUCAACCACAAAUAGGGCGACGAAAGUUUAGUUUAUAUUCAACAAAAGAAAACAAAAACAAACAAAUGUUUUUAUUUGUUCUUUUCUUACAGACCUUUCUUCUUUCUUUCUUUUUUUCAUCCCUAACCAAAACUUUACUAAUAAAUUAUUUUUAUUUUAAGUUCUUCCUUGUCUGCUUGCUCCUCCUUUUUUAGCAAUAAAUUGCAAAACUUUUGUUAUUAGGACAAAAUUUCUCGUGAAAGGCCAAAUCCAAAAUCCACCGCAAAUAUUUUAUUUUGUUUAUUUGAAAAAAAUAUUACAAUCAAAUUAGAUUUUCGAAAAUUAUAGAUAAAUAUUUAAAAAAAAAGAAAACAUAAUAUUAAAUAGAAAAAUCAUGUGGGUGGGAAUAACAGAAUAGAAAUGUUUUGAAUGCGUUUUAAAAAGUAUUAUAUUUGAUAUUCAUUUUAUAGGAAGAUUUUUAAAGUUGAGAGUCGAAAUGCAGUAAUUUUUUUGAGUAUAGAUUUUGUUCUCAGGUUAAUCCAGGGAAUCAGUUUCAAUAAGUUCUUGAGUUUUGUGGCUUUUUCUUCUUGUAUAUCUUUUUGGUUUGGCUAACCAUAUUUUUCUUUAUUUUAAUGUAUCUUGUUUUCUGUUUGGAAUUUAAUCGACUUUGAUUUGAAUGGAAUAGUCGCAGUCAUGAAGUGAAAAUUUUCGCAAUGAAAAUUCUUUAACAAUCAUUUAUCAUUUUAUAACAUAUUUAAACUCAAAUUUAUUGCAAAUACAAAAUUUUGAGAUAUUAAUGAACAAUUAAAUACAAAAUAACUAUUCACUCAUAAUCUAAUGUUCGCUGUUUUUAGACUGUAGUGACUUUACUUUUCCAGGCAUGUGGCAAUAUUAGUUUUAACGUCAUAUUAUGGAAAACUUUUACAUUUAAAGCUAUUUUCUGUUUUUAUUUAUUUUAUCUACAACCAAUAUUACAGCUAACAGGUAUAAGCACUCCAAGAGCAAAUUUAAAAGUGAAUGAAUAUAACACUUCAGUUUUAAAUUUAUUACGAUUAAAAUUAAAAAAGUCAAUAUUUGAAGACACUUCAUUGAAAUA